UAACGCGUUCUCUUCUGCUGUAGAACCUGCAACUGCGUCUGGAGGAAAUACGCAUCAGCAUUGUGCCUCAGGGCCAAUCGCUCAACCAAAACAGCUACAGCGUUUUGUCGGGUAACAAUGUGGGCGUGCAGGUGAAAGACGGCCAGUACGAGCUCUCGAAGGUGCAGGAGAACAGCUUGUCCAAGGAAGUCAUCCAGACCAAAAACAACGUCAUCACCAUCUUCCGGUACCGGUACAAGAACGACCAAGGCAUCGUCAUCUUCGUGCAGAGGCAGAACAUCGUCAUCAUCUACGACGGCGAACGCGUCAUCCUCAAGGUGCCCAACAACUUCCGAAACCACGUGCAAGGCCUCUGCGGCACCUUCACUGGCGAGCCCAGCACCGACUUCUCCGACCAAGACGGCCUGGUGCAGAGAGACCCCGAGCUGUUCACGGCGUCAUACCUGUGGAGCCUCAACGAAUGCAGUAGCUCCGCCGCGAACAAGUACCGCCUCUCCCAGAAACAGCCUCGCUUCCCCAAGGACAUCCA
Molecule: messenger RNA, 529 nt
Organism: Gryllus bimaculatus (two-spotted cricket)
Lineage: Eukaryota; Metazoa; Arthropoda; Insecta; Orthoptera; Gryllidae
Source: the annotation of a GenBank genome assembly